CCUCCCCUCAACAACUUGACCAUGACUCUCGUCCCAGUAGCUCUCGAAAGCGCCACCGCGCAUAAUUCAUGCCAAUUAUUAUUCCCCUCCCGACGAGGCGAUUAUCUCAUCCAGGUAUCCUGGCCUCUUUGUUGGAAUGAUCGCGCUCCAGUAAACGACGAUGCGGUCGUCUCCACUGUGUAUAUCGUCGAUGGAAAUGCGUACUUUUUUACGGCGACAGAUAUCGCAAGGAGAUUGGAGUUUACGCAUCAGACGAGAGCUGUGAUCGUAGCUGUUGGGUAUCCUAACAAGACUGGUAUUUUUGACAAGCGGAGGAAUGGAGACUUGACACCGGAGUCUGGGGAUGGGGUUUAUGAUAUCCCCCCCGGGCCGGAUGGGAAACCAUCGCUUGGUCCUUUUGGCGGCGCGUCGGACUUUCUAAAUAUCAUCAAGAAUAACAUCCAGCCGUAUAUCGAAAACACGCUCUUCCCGAAUGCAUCUCUGGGAACAGGUCCCAAAGCGCUCUUCGGUCAUUCUUACGGCGGUCUCUUCACCCUCAACGCGCUGUUCACGAAGCCAGAGUCUUUCGACACAUUCAUCGCUGCAAGUCCGUCCAUCUGGUUCAACAAUUGCAGUAUUGUUCGCGACCAGGAACAGCGCUUCGAUGAGCGCAGCCCUCUGAUUGGACACGCGCCAAGAUUGCUGAUCAUGUUUGGUGGAGCGGAACAGACGCUGAUCCAAUUGCCUGGUGAGUCGGAUGAGAAGUUUGAGAAGAAACAAAAGGGCGCGAUGCAGCGAAAGAUGAGGGACAAUGCCCUGGCGUUGGUGGCGAGGAUGCAAGAGUCGCGUCAUUUGAGAAAUGUCUGGUGCUGGGAGUUUGAGGGUGAGGAUCAUGGUUGCGCAGCACCGUGUGCGUUGCAGAGAGGGCUGUUGAGGUUUCUCAUGGAUCAACGUGCGGGGCAGUAAGUUCAGAGUAUAUUUAUUCUAUCUCUAUCAAACAUCAAAUGGUACUAAAGCAUCGCGAGUAGGUAGCAGAAUUGAAAAAGCAAUCAGGUCUAUCGAGGUGUUCUCCGGGGGUCGCCGUCUUGUAUCGACUUGUCUCUGCGACGUGUCAUUUUGAUCCUCUCUUCUUUGUCGCUCUUCUUUGAGGUGUCUUUGUCUUGGUAACACGCCCGGCACCCUUCUUUGUUGGCUUCUGGAUAGCCCGCCAGUUGAACUUGGCGGGGUCAAAGGGCGGGCGAUGCAUCAUGGGUUGGACCGGGCUAUCGUAGAUGAGCAUGGGCAGGGAGGGGCCGUACAUCUGAGGUCUGGGCCGGAGGCGAUCGUAAACGUCGUCCUUUCUCCAUGCGACAAGGUUAUGUUUUCGCAUACGCGGCACCGUCUCGUCGGCUUUCCUGUCGAAGCAGUCGAGUAUGUCCUGAAAGCAUUUGAGGUCCCACGCCGCCAUGCUCUCGAAGCUCCAACGGGGUUUGAGGCCACUCUCUGGACCAAAGAUGUGCGGGAUGGUCCAGGCGAAACUGAAGUCUACCAGCUUCCCGUCCAGGUACUGCUGCAUCUUGAGAUCUCGCACCACAAUGCCUGACUUGUGCAGCCCGUGAAGAUUGCGGAGGAGUUGGGGCAGGGAGCGCAUCUGUUUCUCGGUCAACACACAUGGCAUUGCCUGGGUUUCUGCAUGAGGUAUCCAUUCUUUGACAAUAGCCAUGAGCGGUGUCUUGAGGUCGUAGUGUUGGAACAUGGACUGGAUCAUGUCUGCAGUGGUGGGAUCAUUCUUUCCCUGGUUGAUGAGACACGGGCGCUCGUAUUUUUCCAGGAAAGGGAGGAAUUUCUGCUGCACCCUUUCAUCAUCAAGAUUAAACUCGACGUAACCAUAGGCUUUGAUGGCAAGAUGUUCUCGAUCUAGCUCCUUCAGUCUCCCAAAGACACGGCAUUCGUUAUAGAAGGAGGUCGCGUGGAGCCGAAGACUAUCAAUGGUCGACUGGGAUAUUUCAUCAUUUGCCACAGGAGGCUCGAUUUCCCAGUCGUAGGGGUCGGUUUCGGGGUGCUUGUCGAAGGCUGAAAAGAAGAUCCAUGGCUCCUUUGUUGGCAAAUCGGAGAACUAAAUCAUGGUUAGACGGCAAAGAAAUGUAGCCUGGGUAUUGAUCGGACGAAGCACUUACUAUCUUGAUGGCAUAGACUUCUCCAUGAAUCUCGGCCUUCCAGACUUGCGCAUGAGCUCCAGAGCCUGAGAAUCCUAGAAUCCUAAAGUCGUCGGUAGUAAUAUCGUCGAGGAAGCAUUCGAGCUUGGGACCUUCACAGUCCGGAAGCGGUCUUGAACGUGGCAUUUUGCAGCAGUGUGUGUUGUUUCAGAGAAUUGAGCAAGAGAUUGCAGGUAAUUGUUCGAUUGAAUUAACGUGACGAGAAGAGACGGGGGUCGUUUUAUAUGUUUCGCUCUGUCUGCUAAAACAUUGAGUGUCAGCAACGGUGCAUCAAUUGUUGAGGAGCGAGAGUCUGCGAACCUUGCGGUAUUCGACAAAGAAGACAAUUCCAGGAGUAGCGCUGCAAUUCUCAAAGAGGAGAGACUGGGGGCUGUUCCGUGACCAUCAAAGGGGAGCAACUGAAAGAGGGAUAUGCCAGAAAUAGCACAGCUGUUCACACAAAGGGAGCGUCAGCGAACAGUUCUGAAGUGUGUUGAUGUCGAUGAAGAGAGAGAGAGGACCCAGGAACAGCACCGCCAUAGCCAAACGGUGGACUCUGCAGGCAAAACAGCACCCGCAAUUGAUGAAAGAGGAUAGCCCAGGAACCGUGUAGGAAUAUCCAGAGAGGAGGGCGGAGGGGGGGAAUCUGCCAGUCGCGCGAUAACUCUGGAAAGGGGGCUGGCGGCAACACGGCCAGAAGGCUAAUCCCCAAGAAUAAGCAAAAUAUGACAGAUUCCUGUCAUGGUUGUGUGCCCAAGCAAAAUGAGGGAUUGAUCAUUGCCCUCUCUCCCGUUUGUCCCGUGUCCCGUUUGCCGUUUG
Molecule: messenger RNA, 2972 nt
Organism: Fusarium verticillioides 7600
Lineage: Eukaryota; Fungi; Ascomycota; Sordariomycetes; Hypocreales; Nectriaceae
Exons: 2
Coding region: 22-945 (307 amino acids)
Molecular function (GO): hydrolase activity, acting on ester bonds
Source: RefSeq, a predicted model, not a curated record